Molecule: messenger RNA, 1057 nt
Organism: Heteronotia binoei (common prickly gecko)
Lineage: Eukaryota; Metazoa; Chordata; Lepidosauria; Squamata; Gekkonidae
Gene: APOBEC2
Product: apolipoprotein B mRNA editing enzyme catalytic subunit 2
Exons: 3
Coding region: 211-879 (222 amino acids)
Biological process (GO): cytidine to uridine editing
Cellular component (GO): nucleus; cytoplasm
Molecular function (GO): RNA binding; cytidine deaminase activity
Source: RefSeq, a predicted model, not a curated record
GACAUCUGAGAGCGCUGGGGUCAUCCUAGCCUGCUUCCAUCCCUGCUGCUGCUAGGGUUCCAUAUAUAGUUCUUGACAACUGUAUCUACGGCUGGAGCUUUCAGCUCUUUCCCUCUCCUGUCACAUUUCCACUUCUGCAGCCCAAGAACAAGCUUGCAGGGCAGUGCUUACUUUCCUCUAUAGUGAUCACUGGACCCCCAUUCCUGCAGGAUGGCUGAAAAACAGGAGGAACCCCAACCUGCCCAGAAUGGUGAAAAUGCUGAAAACACUGAAAAUGCAGAGGAGGCAGAAAAGCCCAAGGAGCUGGAGGAGCUGCCACCAUUUGAAAUUGUAACAGGAGAACGGCUACCAGCCUUCUUUUUCAAAUUCCAGUUCAGAAAUGUAGAAUACAGUUCCGGAAGAAACAAGACCUUCCUGUGUUACAUCAUAGAGAUUCAAGGCAAGGAGUCGAAGACUUUACAGGGUUACCUGGAGGAUGAACAUGCAGCAGCUCAUGCAGAAGAUGCCUUCUUCAAUAACAUCCUGCCCACAUGUGAGUCUGGUCUGCGCUACAGUGUCACAUGGUAUGUCUCUUCUAGUCCCUGUGUGGCCUGUGCUGAUCGGAUAACUACAGCUCUGAAGAAAAAUAAGAACCUGCAUCUCUCCAUCCUGGUUGGCCGUCUCUUCAUGUGGGAGGAGCCUGAGAUCCAGGCUGCCCUGAAGAAAAUGAAGGCAGCAGGCUGCAAAAUGAGGAUAAUGAAGCCUCAAGACUUUGAAUAUGUCUGGAAGAAUUUUGUAGAGCAGGAGGAGGGUGAGGAGGGAAAGGCAUUUGCGCCCUGGGAGGACAUUCAAGAGAACUUCCAGUUUUAUGAAGAAAAGCUUGCUGAAGUUUUGCAAUGAGGUUCAAGGCCUGCUUGUAAAAGAUCUGCCAGUCCUAUGGAGAGACAACCAUGAUAUACUCUGACAUCUGAGACUACUCUCUUCAGUCCCCCAGACUCACUCUCAAGCAGAACAUACUACUGUACGUCUCUAGUUAACAUGCUGUCGUGCUGACUAAAAAUACAUUUAUCAUGCUGCA